Molecule: messenger RNA, 2144 nt
Organism: Cuscuta europaea
Lineage: Eukaryota; Viridiplantae; Streptophyta; Magnoliopsida; Solanales; Convolvulaceae
Source: the annotation of a GenBank genome assembly
GUAAUAAUGUAAACUAUGCUGAUUUUUCUCUACUAUGCAUGUUAUAAAAAUUUGAUAUGGGUAGUAAACCAUUUUUGAUAAGAGUUUGGGUUUAUCUUACUACAAACCAAAUUUUACAGGGAAUAUUGUACUAAGAAGUCUGAUAGUAUUCGGUUAGAUUUAUAUUCCAAUCGUUCUUUCUUACACGAUCUGUUUUUUCAAAUAGACUUAUAGAGUAUACACUUCAAGAUUAAUCGUUCUUUAAGUUUUUUCCCUAUACCUUUCUUGCUUUUAAAAUAAAGAGGAUCUAAUACAUUGGUUUGGUUUUAUUAUAAAAUACAAAAAUUUGAAAAAUAAAAUGUUUUUGGGUUAUCUCUUAAAACUCAACCUUUAUCAAUUUGUUAAAACAGAAUAAUAUAACCUCUUAAAUCUUUUAAGUUUAAAAUGGUUUCAAAUGUUUAGUUUUAUUUAUAUAUUCAAACUUUCCAACUCAAGAACAUUUGGUUUACUUUUAAGUUUUUGUGUCCAAUGAUUUAAGUUUUUAGUCGUUUGGUUUCUAAACAAUUUUUUUUCUAAUGUGGCUGUUUGGUUUGAAGGUCAUCCUGUGACUCCUCAUAGUGGUGUGGCUUCAUAGUGUUUGAUGCAUGUCAAACAGAAAUGCACCAAAAAGUGUUUAUCUGAAUAGUUGUAUAACCAAGACAUUUCCUUCUGAUUUAGUUCUUUUGUUCUUCUGAAAGAAGAUUGAAUCGGCUAAACUCUGUUUGACACCUACCCAUUUUUUUUCUACUCCAAAAUAUGACCAAUUGAGCAGACUUUGAUUAAGGAAAGAAAAUAAACCUAAGUCAAACUAAUGCAAAAUAAGCACAUGUAUUAUGUAUAUGUUUUAAGGCUCACUUUAUCCCAAAGUUUACAAUACUCUUCUAAUUUUGUUCUUUAAUUUUAUACUUAAAUUUCAAUUUAAAUAUUUUUAUAUUAACGGAAUGCGGAACACUAGGCAAUUAGGGUGUUAAGUAUGACCCAUUGAGCAAAAAAUGAUUUUAACAAUGACAUGGUUUAGCAUUUCGAGUUAAGAAUACAUCUGUUUUUGAAUGCUUUAUUUGUCUAGGUGCUAUUUUUAUGAUUUGGAGAUGACUGCAUCUUAUUGGCUCACUUGGAAUUGUUUGUGCAGCAGAACCACAGAUUUUACAAUGAGUCAAAUGUUAAUGUUCACAUGAAUCUAAAAUCAGAGCCUUUCCAGAAAUCUACACUUUGUGUCCUCUCUCCAUGGCAAUGUACUGUUCGCAGACUAAUCAAAGUCAACAGUCAAACAGAUCGGAUCUCAAACUUAACACAUGCAAAAAACCGCAAUAAGAAAAGUAAAGACACGCGAUAUGUUGACGCAGUUCGGAAGAAAACCUUCCUAAUUUGCGGGGUUUCAACAGGGGAAACCCGGUCCCAAUAUUCCACUAGCUCAGACAAAAACAGUUUACAAUCAAGAUGGUUGCAAAGCAAUCAAGAUACAGUACAUGCAAUAGGUCAGGAAUACAACUCAAGAAACAAAUAAGAGAAAAAGUUCAGAGAUAACCGAAUGAAACCCUAAGGUUUCAGAAGAAGAAGAAGACUGCAGGGCUCCGUAUUCUGGAACUCGUCUAAAGCUUUCUUCUCAAUCCUCAGAUUUUCAGGCCUUCUCCUUUCUCUCUAACAGUCCUUGUUAACUCAGGCUUUCGCGCAGAAAACCAGCAGCGGAACAAAGCUUACAAAGUUCUCGACCUCUCUCUUUCUCGCUCUAGGGUUUUAGAAAAAUAGGCUCACAAAAAUGAAUCAGCUGAAGUCUCUGGAGACGGAAGAGGUUUUAUAUACAUAGGGUCUCCUAUGUAUAAAACCGACACUUCAGUUAUCCAAGAGGCCCAGCCCAGCAAAUAACCCGAGACCAAGAAAGGGAAGAAGAACAAUUUAAAGAGUUCUAAGCCCAGCCCAAAAAGCAUAUUACAAAUAAUAGAUUGCUUUGUCAUCCUAUCUAAAAUUGUAAAACUUAGCAAAUAAUUAGAGAAUUAGGAUUACUAAUCUCAACAAUUUGCCCUCCUAAGACUCAUUCUCACAUCAUCUUAGUUAUAAGGUAUCAUCAUAGCCAGCUUAUUAGAAAAUGGAAUCAGGUCUCACACCAUUCAUCAUUAACCCAAUUCUGG